AUGCCGGAAGACGUGCAGAUGAACGACUCGGAGCCCCAGCCUGCGGCCCCAGCUCCCGCCGCCGCGGCGCCGGCGCUCUCCACACUGCACCCGGCGCUUAUGUCAGAUCUGAAGGAGAUCGCGACCGUGAUCGAGGCCGGCUCUCUGUCCAAGGAGGUCCGCCGGAUCUCCCGCGCCUUCCGCCUCACCGUCGCGCUCCGCCGCCGCGUCGCCGCGCGGGACGUCUCUGCCUUCCUCGCCUUCGCGCUUCCCGCGUCCUCCGAAGCCUACGGACGCCUCACCGCCCUGGUGCCCAAGCCUAAACUGAAGAUGAUACUGAGAUGGAUGUUGAUGCUGCGGCUCGGCAACUCAGAUUUCAAUCAAACAUGGUCUCCUGAGAUUGAAAUAUUUUGCUACUUGCUUGUACUGAUUUUCCUUAUUGAUCAGAAGAAAUAUGAUGAGAACCUAAACCGGAGAACUGUUGAUGUCCUGGCAUCUCGUCUGUACUUUUAUUACUCUUAUGUGUAUGAGCUUACCAACAACCUUGCUGAAAUACGUGGGAAUCUGCUUGCUCUACACAGAAUGGCAACUUUGCACCGUGACGAGCUUGGCCAGGAAACACUACUCAAUCUCCUCCUCCGCAAUUACCUCCACUACAACUUGUAUGAUCAAGCAGAAAAGCUUAGAUCAAAGGCACCUCGUUUUGAAGCACAUUCCAAUCAACAAUUUUGCCGAUACUUGUUCUACUUGGGCAAAAUUAGGACAAUUCAGUUGGAGUACACUGAUGCUAAAGAAAGCCUCCUGCAAGCUGCUCGUAAGGCACCAACAACAGCCCGUGGUUUUCGGAUUCAGUGCAACAAAUGGGCUAUCAUAGUGAGGCUGCUGCUUGGAGAGAUUCCAGAGAGGACUGUUUUCAUGCAGAAAGGAAUGAAGAAAGCUCUGACACCUUACUUUGAGCUAACAAAUGCUGUCAGGGUUGGGGACCUUGAACUGUUCAGGGCCGUCGCGGACAAAUUUGCAAGCACAUUCAGCGCAGACAGGACUCGCAACUUGAUUGUGAGGCUGCGCCACAAUGUCAUUCGAACUGGACUGCGCAACAUCAGCAUUUCUUACUCAAGGAUCUCCCUUGCUGACAUUGCUAAGAAGCUCAGACUAGACUCUGAGAACCCUAUUGCUGAUGCGGAGAGCAUUGUAGCCAAGGCCAUAAGAGAUGGCGCAAUUGACGCCACCAUAUAUCAUGCAAAUGGCUGGAUGGUUUCGAAGGAAACUGGUGAUGUCUACUCGACAAAUGAGCCACAGAUUGCAUUCAACUCCAGGAUUGCGUUCUGCCUCAACAUGCACAAUGAGGCAGUCAAGGCGAUGAGAUUCCCCCCUAAUUCUCACAAGGAAAAGGAGAGCGCUGAGAAGCGCCGAGAGAGGCUUCAGCAGGAGGAAGAACUGGCUAAGCACAUGGCUGAGGAGGAUGACGAUGACUUCUAA
Miscanthus lutarioriparius is the source of this 1458-nucleotide messenger RNA. The record is from the annotation of a GenBank genome assembly. NCBI's taxonomy places the organism in Eukaryota, Viridiplantae, Streptophyta, Magnoliopsida, Poales, Poaceae.